Manihot esculenta (cassava) is the source of this 849-nucleotide messenger RNA. RefSeq names its product dual specificity phosphatase Cdc25. Gene Ontology annotation, cellular component: nucleus; cytoplasm. The coding region runs from base 249 to 584 and encodes 111 amino acids. Gene Ontology annotation, molecular function: protein tyrosine phosphatase activity. The transcript is spliced from 3 exons. NCBI's taxonomy places the organism in Eukaryota, Viridiplantae, Streptophyta, Magnoliopsida, Malpighiales, Euphorbiaceae. The record is from RefSeq and is a predicted model, not a curated record.
UAAUAAUAAAUUUUUAGUUAAAAAAUUAAAAUACCUAAAGUUCUAAUCACAUAAAAUAAAAAUAAAUUAUUUUUCAUUUUCAAUUUUAAAAAGAAAUUAAGCAUAAAAGGGGACAUGCAUGAACUGUCGGGAUUCAAAAACCAAACAAUGAAAAAUGGACAGCAUGAUGCCAUGACAGUCAGCAACAAACGUGGAGGAGAAGGAGAAGAAUAAAAAGAAGAAAACUAGCUAGGCACUCAAUUUUCUUCAUGGCAGCAAUAGUGGUAAAGAAAAGGAAGAAGAAGAAGAAUAGUAGCAACUUACUUGUAGAUCUGCUUGAGGAAGCUGAAGAAGACAAGAGGUGCGCCUGGAUAGUGCCUUGCGCCUUUGCAACAUCGCCCGCCUGGAAGGCUUUCAGGCGCUGCCGUUGGAGCCUGGUUCGUGGUCCAACUUGUGCUCGAAGGUUUGCCAAUUAUUUGGAGGAGAUGAAAGAAGAUGCAGAAAUAAAAAAUAUCAUGGUUUUGGAACGUGGCUUCAAUGGCUGGGAAGCAGCUGGUAGACCUGUUUGUCGCUGUACCAGUAUACCAUGCAAGGCUGAGACUUGAGAGUGCUUUGCAAUUGAUCAAAAGACCACCUCUAUUUGGAGGAAGCAUGGUUAGUUAUCAACUGGAAUGUUAGAGAUUGCUAUUGACUGUUUAAUGGUAAUUUCCACAUAUCCAAUAGUCUCGCUAUGUCCUUUGAUAUGAACGGACGAAGAUGCGAUUUUCUUGCACACUUUAUUUAUUAUACUUGUAAGAUCCUCUGUAAGCAAACACUACUUGUGUUGUGUUGUGUGGAAGAUGAUUGGAAGUCUUGUUGCUGUGUUCAAUA